This is a messenger RNA of Trichobilharzia regenti, 222 nucleotides long. NCBI's taxonomy places the organism in Eukaryota, Metazoa, Platyhelminthes, Trematoda, Strigeidida, Schistosomatidae. The record is from the annotation of a GenBank genome assembly.
AUGGGUGCACUCGAAGGUAUGAACCAAACAGCCAUUCACCAUUUAAUAUCAAACGUAUACACAGAGCUCGUGAAUCUCUUUCCUUCAUUCGCUGCCUCUUGUUGUCCAGUGUCGACCGAAACUAAUUCUGUGCAAUGGUCCUGGAACAUGCAUUCCUGUAUGCUUUGUGGCGCUUUUGCUUCGGGUACUUGGACUACAUUCAAGUCUAAUAGUCUUUGUUGA